UCUAUUAUACAACAGCUGGAAGAUGGUUUAAAAGGUGCUUUUGUCCGGAGACAAAUGAUUAUCGUUUUUCUGCUGCGCGGUUCUCAAUAUAAAUAUUCGCGACACCAAGCUUCGCAAGUUCUUUCUGCGACACACAUUCCUGCCACACGGCACGCGAGGGCUAUAUACAAGCGUCUACAGAGAAUUGCACGUUACACGUUGCACGUGACCUUGAAGUCGUGAAAGCAGAUCGAUUCUGCAGAAGCAAUCUCUGACAGAGACACCAGGAUUAUUCAGUAAUCAGCGGAACACCAUGUUAGUUUUACCCAUGAUACCGUUUUUUCUAGGCUAUGUCGCAGAGGAUAAAAGCAACCCUUCGCCCUCGUACAUAUUCCAAGUGCGGAUAGACACGUUAUUCGUCAACAAAUCAGGAGGACACAAUGAGGAUAGCAACGCUGGCCUGGCGUUCAACCUGAAGUGUCAGCCGCAUAAGGAUCAAAAUCUAAAAUGUCGCAUCCCGAAGACCAUUUCUUAUUCACCGAGCAGUGACUUCGUACACAACAUGAACAAUAAGGUUUUCACGCCGUCAUCAUUUCAAUUCAGCCGGAUACGUUACCGAAUGGGCUUCGAUUUUAAGGGAGUAAAGAAUUAUCAGAUCUUGACGGAUAACGUAACAAACGAGGAGGCCCUGCUUGACAUGUAUGAGUUCAUUGGGGAUCAGCUGAGCGUCGGUGCUAACCUCAUAACAAACGACUUAGAAUUCAAUACGACGGAGGACACCAUUAGCGGCAAAUGCCCGACAUUUUACAAAAUCUAUUAUGAUGCGAUGUCGAGUACAAACAAGUUCAUGCUGAAAUCCUUAAUUCCGAGCCAGAAAUACAAGUUGAAGAAGGGCAAAUCGCUCCAUAUUAAUAAACAAAGACGUGUGAACGAGUGCCAGCCGCAGAAAAGUUAUUUCUUUGGAAAGAUCUUAUGGACCGACCUCAUAACAUCGAAUGUCACCGCGAAGCCGAAAGAUUCGGGGUCUCAAAUGACGAUUGCUCAGAACGAAUUCUACACCAAGACUAUACAUACAUUUGAUCUCUAUAAUGAGCAAAGUAACAAAUUGGUUGGCUUUGUCUACGAAACGAUUAAUGUUAAAUUGGUAUCGAUAGAGCCGUGAAGAACACGACACGAGUAUCAUGUUGAUUCGUAAAAUCAAAGGAGAAAUGCUCAGUGACCUCAAUUUGGCAACGAACAAAAUUACACGGAGGAUAUAUUUUUAAUUCGUUUUUAAAAUAUUGCUGACAUUAAACUGCAUGAAGUGUUAUAAUUAUUAUAACUACGUAAACGGUAUAUGUAUAUAUCUUACUCUUUUAUGUCCUUCGGUGACUUAUUACUGGCAUAGAUAACGAUAUACAGCGUUUGUUAUGUUUCUGUCUUUUAUUAAAUAAAAUUUAUAAUUUUGCCGCUCGAUAA
Messenger RNA from Odontomachus brunneus, 1437 nucleotides. RefSeq lists its product as uncharacterized. The coding region runs from base 293 to 1141 and encodes 282 amino acids. The record is from RefSeq and is a predicted model, not a curated record. Gene Ontology annotation, biological process: lipid transport. The transcript has 4 exons. NCBI's taxonomy places the organism in Eukaryota, Metazoa, Arthropoda, Insecta, Hymenoptera, Formicidae. Gene Ontology annotation, molecular function: lipid carrier activity.